Messenger RNA from Trifolium pratense (red clover), 2130 nucleotides. Its product is annotated as probable serine/threonine-protein kinase PBL1. The coding region runs from base 322 to 1977 and encodes 551 amino acids. Gene Ontology annotation, molecular function: ATP binding; protein kinase activity. Gene Ontology annotation, biological process: protein phosphorylation. The record is from RefSeq and is a predicted model, not a curated record. Lineage: Eukaryota; Viridiplantae; Streptophyta; Magnoliopsida; Fabales; Fabaceae. The transcript has 5 exons.
AACUCUUUGUUUUGAAUAUCUUUGACCACUGUUAAUUAGUAUUUUCAUUUUCUGUGAUAUAAAUAUAACAACUCUCUCUCUAAAAUUCUCAAUAUUCAUUCACUUUCUCUCUCUAAAAUCUUCAUUUCGCAGCUUUUUCAAUCUGCUGUUUUCUUUGACUCUGUAAUAGUUUCUUCGUGGACGAAUCAAAACCACAGAAAAAAAUUCAAUUUUUCACCCAUUUCUUUGUCCUUUGAUCGCUUUACUGUGAAUUUCUUCAGCUUCCAAUUCUUUGCACAGACAUAAACAGUUCUCUAUAACAAUCCUUGUUCUGUUCAUAGGAUGGGGUGUUUUACUAUAUUGAAGAGAAAUAAGAAAAAGUCUGAUCAGAUUGCGUAUGUAAAACGCGUAAGCCCUGGCGAGGAUUCUCCUACAGUACUUCCUGAACCCCAAACUCAUACUCGCUCACUCCAGUCUGCGCCUCCUAGUUUUAAGAUAAGAGUGAAACCAAUUCAACCUACUAAUAAUAAAGUCACUAACAAUAGAUCAACUAGAAUACGAGCUUUGUCUGCUCCAUCGGCUCUUGAUGAAGCAGAACAAGAUGCAUUGGCCAUAAUUGAGUAUGAGGGACAAGAAGACUCAAAAUACCGAACUGGAUCAUGGAAGGAGCAGCGCACUUCUAGUCCACAACCUUUACCGCUUCCAUCUCCUAAGGGUAGCGGUACACUGAAGACUGUUGGAAGCUUUAAGUUGGGGACAGCUAGUAGUCCCUUAUAUGCUUCUGGACCUUUGCCGCUUCCACCAACUGGGUCACUUCGAAACUUUUCAUAUGAUGAACUUGCUGCCGCUUGCCUCAAUUUCUCUUCAGAUCGAUACAUGUCAGAAUCUCUUUCAUCCACCAUCUAUAAAGCUUCCUUUGGUGACGACACUUCAACUUCAAGUUCAAAGAAAUUUGAAGCCACUGUCACACGCCUUCGCCCAUCACCUCAGGGCCUGAAGGAAUUCAUAAAUGAAGUUAAUACUCUUGCAUCUUUGGAGCAUCCAAACCUCUGUAGAUUGCUAGGAUUUCACGCGCGUGAUGGUUCAGAACAUAGAAUGUUGGUUUAUGAGAGGCUAUACCAUGGAAGUUUGGACCGCUUAUUGUAUGGGAAAUCUGAUGGACCAUCAAUUGAUUGGAAUACAAGAAUGAAAAUUGCAAUAUGUGCUGCACUAGGUCUUUCUUUCUUGCAUGAAGAAGGGCCUUUUCAGGCAAUGUAUAAUGAAUUCUCAACAGCCAACAUUCAGAUUGACAAAGAUUUCAGUGCAAAGCUUUCAGGAUAUGGUUGUGUCGGACAUGUUCCCAAGGAAGAGAUUUCAAGCAGUUCAUCUGCCGUUGGAAACCUAUCGAUGGAGACACUGGAGAAAGGAAUGCUUACUCCAAAGAGCAACGUAUGGAGUUUCGGAAUUUUUCUUCUAGAGCUACUUACAGGAAGAAAGAAUCUCGAUAGCCGCCACCCCAAGGAAGAGAGGAAUUUGGUGAAGUGGAGCAGGCCUUUCCUAUCUGAUGAUCAUCGUUUGUCAAUGAUCAUGGAUCCUCAACUCAAAGGCCGCUUUCCUUCUAAAGCGGCGAGUACAAUAGCUCACAUUGCACAAAGAUGCCUUCAAAUGGAGCCAUCAGAACGACCAACCAUGGGAACUGUUGUUGAGCAUCUCAAAAAGAUACAAGAUUUGAAGCAUUCUUCCAGAUUCCCACUGCAAGAACCAGCACAAAUGUCGAGAUCACCAAGUCUUAAUGGUAUCAUCCACCCUCCACCAAGGUCGAGUUUCUCUCCAUCACCAUCAUCCAGAGCUCUGGUAUCUGUUUCACCUCCAAGAUGGUCAGGAGUGUCGAUUCAACUUCCGCCUCGCGCUUUUUCUUCAACCCUCUAUUUGGAGGAGCUUGAUAGGCAAGAAAGUCGCAAGUUAUCAGCCUCGGCCUCAACCUCAGCUUCUAGGAAGGCUAGUGUUGAAGGAUUUUGAUUGUCUAUAGUGUUCAUUUUUUAUUUAUUAUUCUUUUUAUGGGUGUAGUUCAACACAGUUUUAUAGGAGAUAAAGAUUUGUAAUCAUCCCUCAGUGUGAUGCAGAGAUGAUGCUCUUUUGUACAUAGUGCAAAGGUUGGUCCCCUUGGUUCAA